CCUGGGAUAUCUUAAAUUAUACAUAAGAUCAUGUCUAAAGUAAUAAAGGGACGGGCAUUGAUCAUUGCUAUGACUGAAUUUAAAAGAACGUCAGGUGGUACUGGAGAGGUACUGGAUCCACGUAAGGGAGCGAAGAGUGAUACAAGACGUUUGUUUAAGAUCCUAACCCGUCUUGGAUACAAAGUCAGUCUCCAUCUUGAUAUCAGCGUUACAGAAAUCCGAGAACUGUACAAGAAAGAGAGUGAAAAGCCUCAAGGUGACUGCUUCAUCAGUGUUCUCUCCAGCCACGGCCAAGAAGGGAUAAUUUAUGACUUCCACGGUAACCAGAUACGUCUAUCAGAUAUAUAUAAUAUGCUGUCUCCAAGCAACUGCCCGGCUUUGGCAGGGAUACCAAAACUAUUUUUUAUACAGGCAUGUCGUGGGUCUGAACUUGAUGAAGGAGUGGCACUGGAGACAGACAGUGGUCCAGGUGAUACAGAGGGUCUUUCUCACAUACUGUCUAUUCCUAAUGAUACAGUCGUCAUGUUUGCAACCACUGAAGGGUAUGUCGCUUUUCAAAAUCCAGCAGGAUCUAUCUUUUUACAAACUCUCUGUGACCUAUUGGAGGGAGAGGAGAAAAACCUCACAUUGAACCAGAUCCUCACCCGUCUUGGUGGCCUGGUAGCUUAUGAAUUCCAGAGCAAAGGACAGUAUGCUGGGUAUAAAGAGAUGCCUUGCUUUGUAACUAACCUUACUUAUGAGAUGUAUCCCUUCAGACAGGGAGAGAAACCCAGCUCCCCUAUGAAACGUUCAACCUGCCCUGUGUAUUUAUGA
Molecule: messenger RNA, 813 nt
Organism: Bombina bombina (fire-bellied toad)
Lineage: Eukaryota; Metazoa; Chordata; Amphibia; Anura; Bombinatoridae
Product: caspase-7-like
Exons: 5
Coding region: 31-813 (260 amino acids)
Biological process (GO): proteolysis
Molecular function (GO): cysteine-type endopeptidase activity
Source: RefSeq, a predicted model, not a curated record